CACCCAGUAAAGAAGCAGCUAGGCCCUCACAAAUCCUGGACACCGUCAGCACUGUCAGGAAGAUGGGACAACCAUACCAGCUGCCACUCGUGGGACUCCUACUCUUUGCUCUUAUUCCAAGCCAACGAUGUGAGAUCUGUAAGGUAAGCAAAGAGAAUUACUUCCGCCUCAGCCCUUUGAUGAGAACGCUGAUCAAUUCAAAACAUAACAAAGUGGUACAAGAUGCCAAUAUCCUGCUGUCUCUGAGACUUACAGGGUUCCAAAACGUAAGUCUAGACCAAGAGCUGAUCCAAGAACUCAAAGGCAGUGUGAGAAAAUCAGGAGCAAAUUUAACAUCAGGAUGUCUUGCCUUGAUUAUGCUGGCUUUGGGAGCGUGUCAAAACCCCAACAAAGCAUUUAGAUAUGAACCAAACCUAAUCGGCCAUCUAGAAAGUAAAUUCCAAGCAGAAAUUAAAAAUAUAGAAAACUAUGGCAAUCCACUGACUAACUACUACCAGCUCAGCAUGGAUGUUUUGGCCUUGUGUUUGUUCAAUGGGAGUUAUUCAGUCACUGAAGUUUCUCAACUUUUGAGUCCUAAAAAUAAAACGUAUUAUUUUGGUGAUCAGUUCUCAGUAGAUACUGCUUCAAUGGCAGUCUUGGCUCUGACCUGUGUGAAAAACAGUGUAACAAAUGGGCAGAUGGAAAGUAUUAUUACUAGUCAUAUAGAGUCACUGGUAAAACAGAUUCUGUCUGAGAAGAAAGGAGGUCUCAUUGGAAACAUAUAUAGUACAGGAGGAGCUAUGCAGGCUCUCUUUGUUUCGUCAGACUACUACAAUAAGAGAGAAUGGGAUUGCCAAAAAACUCAAGAUGCUAUACUCAGUGAAAUUCCCCAAGGAGUGUUCAGUCUUCCAAUUGCUGCUGCCCAGGUCUUACCUGCCCUGAUGGGAAAGACUUACCUCGAUAUUAACAGAGAUUCUCCUUGUGUCUACAGUUCAGGUGACUUCCACAUCUCCACUCAGGAGCCUUUGCCUCCGACACCUACUCAGUCAGCCUCAGACAUCUUGGUCCGUUACUCUGUGGUGAUCAAUGAAACCUAUUCCACCAGUGUUACCGUGCCGACUGGUUCUGUCUUCCUCGAUGUCAUGGAAGCAGCAAAGAAGAUAAAUGAAACUGUGUUUCGCUUCAAAGUGGUGGAUAGCUCAUGGGGCCCCUAUGUCACCUCUGUUCAGGGUCUAACUGCCAACAGUAAUGAAAGAAGAUACUGGGAACUUCUGAGUGAAGGCAAACCACUAAGCCAGGGAGUUGGUAGUUAUGUUGUCCAUGAUGGAGAAAAUUUGGAGGUUCGCUGGAGCACAUAUUAAUAAACUCAAGCCUUCUUCAACUGGACCUAUUCCUUUUUCAGUGGAAUUCCAAGGAGAAUGUGUCCUCAUGUCUUCCUUCUCAUUUAUGACAAUCCUCACAGGAGAAUCAUAGUCUCCACUUCUCUGUGCUUGCUCAAAAAAAUUUAAAAAAAAAUCAACAACUAAAGAAAGAGUGCAUGGUCUACUGAAUUUGCUUUUUCAAAGGGUUAUUAAGGGGCCAGGUGGUGGUGCACCUGGUUGAGUGCACACAAAACCAGCGCACAAGAACCCAGUUCAAGCCCAUCGUCUCCACCUGCAGCGGAUAUCUCUCUGUCUCCUUAUCUCCCCCUGCCCUAUCAAGUUCUCUCUGUCUCCAUUCAAACUAAAUAAAUAAAAAAAAUUUUUUUUAAACUUUAAGAAAAAAACUUUUAAAAAGCACAUAGGAAAAAAAAGAGAUUAUUCACAGAGACUAUUGUCUAGGAAGAACCAUGUGUCUCGGUAGCUGAGUUUGGGAAGCAGAGCAAAAUAGAAAUAAGGUCCCAGGUCUAAUCUUGGCCACAGCAACCACUGAGAUUUAAAUAUGGGACAGGGGUCGAUAUCAUAAUGGUCAACACCCAGGUUCAAUGGAGAAGCAAUUACAGAAGCCAGACCUUCCACCUUCUGCAUCCUACAAUGACCUUGGGUCCAUACUCCCAGAGGGAUAAAGAAUAGGAAAGCUAUCAGGGGAGGGGAUGGGAUAUGGAAAUCUGGUGGUGGGAAUUGUGUGGAGUUGUACCCCUCUUAUCCUAUGGUUUAGUCAAUGUUUCCUUUUUAUAAAUAAAUUUUUUUAAGAUUUAUAAAUUCCAUUAAAAAAUAAAAUAAUAAAUCCAAUAGCUGGAAUAAAAUUAGCCCCUCCCUUCAUAAUCUUAAGUAUCACUUCCUGCUCUCUGUCAUAGGGAGGUUUACCUUACAUUAGAGUACAGCUUCAUUUCUGAAAUAUAUAUUUAUAUAGAGACAUAUGUAAGCAUAUAUUAGUUACUAUAAUACAUAUUACUUUUUUUAUUGCCACUGGGGUUAUUGCUGGGGCUUUGUGUCUACAAAACCAAUCCAUUGCUCCUGACGGUCUUCUUUCUUUCUUUCUUUCUUUCUUUCUUUCUUUCUUUCUUUCUUUCUUUUGAUAGGAUAGGGAGAAAUUGAGAGGGGAGGAGAAGGGAGAGAGGGAGAGUAAAAGACACCUGCAGACCUACUUCACCAUUUGUGAAGCUUCCCUGAGCACACCACCACUCAGCCCCUGCAUUUUCUUUUUUUAAUAUAUUGUUUUGAUUGUGACUAAAUAAUGGUUUACAAGAUUAUAAGAUUGCAUGGGUAUGGUUCCAGGCUGCAGCAACCAGCAAGUCUCUAUGUACCACCCUUGCCCUCAUGAUAAAUACCAUAGACCUCACAAAGUUUGGGACCAUGUGUUCUAACUAUGUACUUCAAAAGAUAAUGACUGGCUCAGUGUCAGGUUUUACCACCAAAAAUAAUAUAAAUAAAAUAAUAUCUAAAAGCCCUGAGUGUUUGGAAUAGCUUUCAUCGUCAGAUAAGGGGAAAAAAAAAAAAGAUCAAAUAAAAGGCUUUCUGAGAACUCAAAAUCCAUUGCUUGUCCACAGUCAAACAACUUCAAAAAGUUCAGGCUGGAACCCAGUUCAUGUCCAUUUACCUGCAUAAAACUAGACCUGGGGGAGUCUUGCCUGAGAGUCUGGAAGGAGCUAUUGGAAAACAGGUGCCCCAGGCUAUUAAAUGAGGUUGGCAUAUAGGAACCAGCCAAACCGCAAAGAAAUGCUUUCUGCUAACAGCCGGGAGAUUGUGUCACUGGGAAUAAAAAGGCCUGAAGGAAGUCUCACUCGUACUUAUACCCAUUAGCUAAUCUCUUGUUUAAGGCCUGGGAUUUUGGUAAAAGUCAUUUUGUCAUCAUAGCUGUUUUCACUGUAUUCCCAGGUCCAAUUUCAUUUAAUUAUUUUUUUCUUUUUUUUUUAAUUUCUUUAUUGGGGAAUUAAUGUUUUACAUUUGACAGUAAAUAUAUUAGUUUCUACAUGCAUGACAUUUUCCAAUUUUCCACAUAACUAAUUAUUUUUCCUUUCCUAGAGCACUGCUAAACUCUGGCUUAUGGUGCUGGGGAUUGAACCUGGGAGCUCAGAGCUUCAGGCGUGAAAGUCAGCAGCAUGACCAUUAUGCUGCCUCCCCAGUGCUUUGUUUAUGUUUUUUUCUUCUUUCUUUUCUUUUAUUUUAUUGGGAGGGCUAUUGGUUUACAGUGUAGGUUUGUUUGGUUGGUUGGUUGGUUUUAGUUUUUGUUUUUUUUUGUUUUUACCAGAGCACUGCUCAGCUCUGUUUUACGGUGGUACGGGGCACUGAACCUGGGACUUUGGAGCCUCAGGCAUGAAAAGUCUCUUUGUAUAACCAUUAUGCUAUCUACCCCCACCCCAAUAUAGUCUUUAACAUGCCUAAUAUUUUUAUGGAGCAUUAUGCUAUCUACCCCCACCCCAGUAUAGUCUUUAACA
Molecule: messenger RNA, 3835 nt
Organism: Erinaceus europaeus (western European hedgehog)
Lineage: Eukaryota; Metazoa; Chordata; Mammalia; Eulipotyphla; Erinaceidae
Gene: TCN1
Product: transcobalamin 1
Exons: 9
Coding region: 63-1340 (425 amino acids)
Biological process (GO): cobalamin transport
Molecular function (GO): cobalamin binding
Source: RefSeq, a predicted model, not a curated record